GAAAACAUACAAACUAGCUAAAAACUAGCUUUGCUUCGUUCAUAUACUUAGGUGUGUCUACCAUUAUUGUUCUUGAAUCCAGUAGCCUGUCUAUUACACCAUAGACACUUAUCCACUCAGCUACUCAUUUCAUUCUAGUCAACAGAAACAACUUCUAUUCCACGAUGCUACCUAUUCGUCAGGCCACGCUGGUUGGCCUGGGCCUAUCCGCCUCGGUGCUAGGUGCUAUUCUACCCACCGUCCAAAACGAUCCCAACUACUGUAUUGUUGGACAUACAACUUGCAAUGAAGACUACGUCUACCACUGCGAUUCUAACAACAAAUGGAUGGCCAAGGAAAAGUGUGUGUAUCCGUCUUGGUGCAAUGCCGAGGCUGAUGGUACCGUUGGAUGUGUAUCGGACACCGGAUUGAAGCGCAACACCCCGGUGGACUCAUCUGUUCACACUUUGACUCCGACUCCUACCAGUGGAUACUCUCCCUCUCAUAUCAACUGUAGGGAGGCUCAAUUGCGCUGUAACGGGCGCUGGGAGGAGAUUUGCAACGGGUUUGGCGUGUGGGAGAAGUGGCGGCAAUGCGCUGAGUGCUUUAGCCAAGUUGACGGCAAAGUCGACUGCAUCCCUGACACUUCCCUUCCGUCGCCUGAGCCCACGCCAACCUUUUGCAAGAAGGACCAGCUCCGAUGUAAUGGAAAUUGGGAGGAGAUAUGCGACAAUGACGCCGAGUGGCACCGCUUGAUGAAGUGUGAAAACUGCAGUGAAGACGAAGCCGGCGCCAUAAUUUGUGUGCCUUAUGUGGAUCUGCCACCCGAGCCGACUCAUCCACCUCAAUGCCUAGAAGGUACUCUACGCUGUGAUGGUAAUUGGCUUGCUCUCUGCAAUGCGGACCUCUCGUGGCAGCGCAUACAGAAGUGCCGCGAAUGCGUUAGUGACACUGACGGUCGGCCCUUCUGCGACAACAUACAGUUACCUACCAGUAGCAGCAGCUCAUAUAAGGUCAUGCCGACAACUUCGUCAACUCCGGCUAAAUCGGAUCCAACUACUACAUCGAUUCCGGCUACGUCAGCUCCAACUACUACACCAGCUCCAACUACUACAUCGGCUCCAAUAACAUCGGCUCCAACAACAGCAACCCCGGGAAUUGUGCUAGGCAUACCCGUCAUGUCAACUCCGGCUCCACGUUCACCUGAGGCCCGUAUGGCUCAGGAUAACCCGUGCUUCGGCGGUGAAGUGCGCUGCAGCGGAGACCGUGUCGAGGCAUGUGACGCGGAGCACGUGUGGCAGGACUUUGGACCCUGCCCUAGCUGCAAGCAGCUUUACAACACCCGCGUAAAGUGCGAUUAUGACGAGUUUGUGAUGGGUGAUGACCCCAUUUACCGAACUGUCUUAACUUAGGACUGCGAGCCAGGUUGGCAGCAGUGUGCCCAUGGCAACACAACCGUCGAGGCCUGCACCCAUGACGGCAGAUGGGCUACUGUUGAAGCAUGCUCGGCUGAGGAGAUGUGCCUAGGGAUGUUUGAGGGGAUGGCAUUCUGUCUUGCGAAGGAUAUUGCUGAAUCCGAGAUGGCCAAGUAUAACUAGGUCUACUCGAUAUUGGUUCGAAUCAUGAAUUCGGACUGUGGAUUGAGGCGUGACGAGGUUGGUGAAUAGUGAUUAUCAUUCAUUUAAUAGUUAGUAGUAAUAGUUAGUAGUAAUAGUCGAAGUAGUAGUAUCGUAUUGUUAAUGCAUAUCCUUACCCCUCACCUCCUCAUCUCCUUACGUACUAAAAUAAUCGCCGUGGUGAAAGCUUCGCGUUAUCUUGGUGAGCUCCUG
Molecule: messenger RNA, 1808 nt
Organism: Daldinia loculata
Lineage: Eukaryota; Fungi; Ascomycota; Sordariomycetes; Xylariales; Hypoxylaceae
Exons: 2
Coding region: 165-1391 (408 amino acids)
Source: RefSeq, a predicted model, not a curated record